Diospyros lotus (date-plum) is the source of this 3782-nucleotide messenger RNA. Its product is annotated as AP-4 complex subunit epsilon. The record is from RefSeq and is a predicted model, not a curated record. The coding region runs from base 293 to 3214 and encodes 973 amino acids. Gene Ontology annotation, cellular component: membrane coat; AP-4 adaptor complex. Gene Ontology annotation, biological process: receptor-mediated endocytosis; intracellular protein transport. The transcript has 11 exons. Gene Ontology annotation, molecular function: cargo adaptor activity. NCBI's taxonomy places the organism in Eukaryota, Viridiplantae, Streptophyta, Magnoliopsida, Ericales, Ebenaceae.
ACCGAAGGGGAGCCCAUUGUUGCCGUGUGCUACUCUCGCUCCGCCACCACUUCCGUCUUCUCACUGUCUUCUUCCUCUCUCUCUCUCCCCAUCCCCUCUCUCUCUCUGUACGAUUCAUACACAAAUCUCGAAUACACCUCAAAAUCGAUCAGCCGAGAAGCUAGCUAUCACUCGCUUUCAGAUCUACAGUUUAUUGCAGCGUGUAGCCUUCAAUCUGGAUCCGAAUUCCCAGUAUCCGGAACCCUAGAAUACAAAGCUGGAGCAAUUGAAGACCAUCGGAAGGGAGCUCGCAAUGGGCUCGCAGGGCGGCUUCGGCCAGUCCAAGGAGUUCCUGGACCUCGUCAAGUCGAUCGGCGAGGCGCGAUCCAAGGCCGAGGAGGACCGGAUUGUGCUCCGCGAGAUCGAAACCCUAAAGCGCCGGAUCGCCGAGCCGGACACUCCCAAGCGCAAGAUGAAGGAGUACAUAAUUCGGCUCGUCUACGUCGAGAUGCUCGGCCACGACGCGUCCUUCGGGUACAUCCACGCGGUUAAGAUGACGCACGACGAUAAUCUGCUGCUGAAGCGGACUGGAUACUUGGCAGUGACGCUUUUCUUGAACGAGGACCAUGACUUGAUUAUUCUGAUCGUGAACACGAUCCAGAAGGACUUGAAGUCAGACAACUACUUGGUGGUUUCCGCGGCGUUAAAUGCGGUUUGUAAGCUGAUCAAUGAGGAGACCAUACCAGCGGUGCUUCCCCAAAUAGUGGAGCUUCUGGGACACGCCAAAGAGGCGGUACGGAAGAAGGCGGUCAUGGCGCUUCACCGGUUUUAUCAGCGGUCGCCGGCUUCGGUCACCCACGUGAUCUCCAAUUUCCGCAAGAGACUAUGUGAUAGUGAUCCAGGGGUUAUGGGAGCAACACUUUGCCCUCUUUUUGAUCUCAUCACAAUUGAUGCAAAUUCAUAUAAGGAUUUAGUUGUCAGCUUUGUGAGCAUUCUUAAGCAAGUAGCUGAAUGUCGAUUGCCAAAGAGUUAUGAUUAUCAUCAGAUGCCUGCUCCAUUCAUCCAGAUUAAGUUGCUGAAAAUUUUGGCAUUACUGGGAAGUGGUGACAAGCAGGCCAGUGAACACAUGUAUACUGUUGUUGGUGACAUAAUGAGAAAGCGGAAUCCAUCAAGUAACAUAGGCAAUGCUAUUCUUUAUGAGUGCAUAUGUUGUGUCUCCUCAAUACAUCCCAGCCCUAAACUAUUAGAGUCUGCGGCUGAUGCAAUAUCUAGUUUCUUGAAGAGUGAUAGUCAUAAUCUAAAGUAUCUGGGGAUUGAUGCCCUUGGUCGGUUGAUAAAAAUCAGUCCAGAAAUUGCUGAACAACACCAACUGGCUGUGAUUGAUUGUUUAGAGGACUCGGACGAUACUUUGAAGCGGAAAACAUUUGAACUGCUGUAUAAGAUGACAAAAUCCUCCAAUGUGGAAGUUAUUGUUGAUCGUAUGAUUGACUAUAUGAUAAACAUUAACGACAAUCAUUACAAAACUGAAAUUGCGUCCAGAUGUGUUGAGCUUGCAGAACAAUUUGCACCAAGCAACCAGUGGUUCAUCCAGACCAUAAAUAGAGUCUUUCAGCAUGCAGGGGAUCUAGUAAAUAUUAAAGUGGCACAUAAUUUGAUGCGAUUGAUUGCUGAGGGAUUUGGAGAAGAUGAUGAUACUGCAGAUAGUCAGCUUAGAUCUUCUGCUGUGGAGUCAUAUUUGCGCAUCAUUGGAGAGCCAAAACUGCCAUCUGCAUUUCUACAGGUAAUUUGUUGGGUCUUGGGGGAAUAUGGAACUGCAGAUGGAAAGUAUUCGGCCUCUUAUAUCACAGGGAAGUUAUGUGAUGUGGCAGAAGCACAUUCCAGUGAUGACACUGUCAAGGCAUAUGCAGUUACAGCACUUACAAAGAUAUAUGCUUUUGAGAUAGCAGCUGGGAGAAAAGUUGACAUGCUAUCAGAGUGUCAAUCUUUGAUUGAAGAAUUAUUGGCCUCUCACUCAACAGAUUUGCAACAACGAGCAUAUGAACUUCAAGCAAUCAUAAGCUUGGAUGCUCAUGUUGUUGAAAGCGUAAUGCCACUGGAUGCAAGUUGUGAAGAUAUUGAGAUUGAUAAAAGUCUAUCAUUCCUUGAUAGUUUUGUUAGGCAGUCAAUGGAAAAGGGAGCUCAACCCUAUGUUCCUGAGAACGAACGAUCUGGAAUUUUAGAUGUCAGCAGCUUUAGAAACCACGAUCACCAUGAAACAUUGACACAUUCUCUGAGGUUUGAAGCCUAUGAGCUUCCAAAACCAGUGGUGCCAUUGCAGACUUCUCCAGUUUCACUGGCAUCCUCAGCUGCACUUGUUCCAGUAUCUGAGCCAUCUUAUGUGAGAGAGACACACCAAAUUACGACAGUGCCAUCUGUCUCUGAUACAGGCCCAUCAGAACUCAAGCUAAGACUUGAUGGUGUUCAAAGGAAGUGGGGCAGGCCAACUAAUGCCUCUCCAGCACCAUCUACUUCGAGCUCCAGUUCUCAGAAAACUGUGAAUGGGGUGACCCAACCUGAUGGAACAGGCAAUUCAAAUUCUAAAGCACGCAAUGCCUCCUAUGAUUCAAGGAGGUCACAGGCUGAGAUUUCUCCAGAAAAGCAGAGGCUCGCUGCAUCAAUAUUUGGGCGCCCAUCAAAAUCAGAGAAGAGACAGUCCUCUACUGGUCAUAAGGUUUCAAAGACAAACAGCCAUGCUGUAGAGAAGUCUGAGACGGAAAAGGGGGUGACUUCAUCUUCUGAAACUGCCAGAGAAAAGACGGCUACUCUUCAACCACCUCCCGACUUGCUGGACUUGGGUGAACCAUCGGUCACAAGCAGUGCUCCAUUAGUGGAUCCUUUUAAGCAACUGGAAGGGCUUCUUGACCCAACUCAGGAUGCUACGGCACUAAGUCAUGGUGCAGUUAAUUCUUCUAAAGCGCCUGAUGUUAUGUCUCUAUAUGCAGAUAUGCCUGCAACUGGGCAGGGUACUACAGUUGCAGAUCUUCUUUCAAGUAAUAGAGACAAUACUAUGCUCAUAUCUGGGUUGUCUGACGCAACUACCAAAACUGCGCCAGGAGGAUCCGCACCAUCGCACUCACCACAGACAAACAAGGGACCAAAUCUUAAAGAUGCCUUGGAAAAGGAUGCUUUAGUGAGGCAAAUGGGAGUAACCCCAACAAACCAGAACCCAAACCUGUUCAAGGACUUGCUCGGCUGAAACUUAGGUCUAUAGUUAAUGUCAACAUCUCAAAUUGGGACUCUGAUAAUAAAUGCUUGAUCUGGGCGUGGUUUUUCUGGGUGGUGUUCUAUUAUCCGAUCAUUUGUCUGUGAUGAAAAUCCUUUUGGUAGUGGGAUUACCGAGGCACCCGGUAUUGAAAGGUCGAUUCCAAGGGUUAGGGUUCAAACUAGCCUUAGUACGGCAUGGAUUCUAAAUAAACAAAACCAGAGGUGCUGGAGUUUAUAUGGGUUGUACAUCGAGCAAUUGGCAGUCUCAUCCGCUUGCUGAUUGUGGCCCUCUGGAUUUUGGAGCACUCUGGGUACCUUAGAAAUCUAUACUCCGUCCUUCCUUUUGUCUGCACGGCCCCUGUAAUAUUGUGUUCCGAGUAUAUUGAUAUAUACGCAUAUAUUGGUAAUGAUUUUCCUUUUUAGGUUUGGCUUUUCCAAAUCUUAUUUUUGUUAGAAGAUACCUAGUGCAGAUUCUGCGAGAGAUUGUUCUUUUUGCAUGUUGAGAAACCUCUGUUUUUUUGUUUUAAAUUUAAUGUGCAUUGGUUGUCGACUACAUUAAA